Molecule: messenger RNA, 2377 nt
Organism: Malaya genurostris
Lineage: Eukaryota; Metazoa; Arthropoda; Insecta; Diptera; Culicidae
Product: zinc finger CCHC domain-containing protein 24-like
Exons: 6
Coding region: 1048-1962 (304 amino acids)
Molecular function (GO): nucleic acid binding; zinc ion binding
Source: RefSeq, a predicted model, not a curated record
AUCGGCACACAGUCACCGUCGAAUCGUUAGGAAGAGAGUUUUGAAAUCGUUCUGGACUCUACCCAGUCCGAACUGAAGUAUCUACUGACUUUUGAGGUCAGAGCAGAUCACCUUCUUUCAGUUUCCAGGAAGUAAUGAAAAGUGUGCUUUGAGGUGUACAUAUGAUCACGAUUUCGACAAUCCGCAUGGGUUACUGAAGGCGAUUUGCGUUAGCCGAAACCGGUGCAUUGGACCCAUCACCAAAGGUGUCAGCCAUUUUUUGCCGAUCUAAGCACGAGGAAGGCGGUAAUAAUUUUGCAACGCACUGUGAGGAAUUUUCGCAAAUUUCUCGCCAAUUUUUUCCUCAUUUCGACGGUGAACACGGAACGCAACGAAUCUACUUCCGAACGAAUAUAUUCUCGAAUCGUUUUCGGUGAACGCUUCCAAUUGUGUACCUAGGGAAUAUAGAAGAACACAGUUAAUUAGGGACCCGAACAGCGAAAAUUAUUUCACUCAUUGGAAACCGGAGGAAAAGUUUAACAACACUACCAUACAAUCAGCCGGACGCGUACUAGAGUCUAGUCAGCGGGGAGCGAAGGAACGUGAAGACGAACACAGAAAACAACCGGGACCAUAGGAAAGCAAGGUGUGCGCCGAUCGCUUCGAAUCUCGAUUUUCCAUCGGUGAUGCAAGUAAAUAUCCCUACACAUGUCUGAAAUAGUAUUAUGUUCAUCGCGAGAAUCAUAAUUCGUGUAGACUAACAGACGCAGAUCAUUCGGAAUCUAACGAUAUUUAAAUGUCGAUGUAAAUGCCAGACCAAAGCAAAACAAACCAGUGCGGAAAAACAACAGGAAAAUUGUGGUGCGUUGAAGAAAUGUAACAAAAAUAAAACAAAACAGUCUGACGAGAGAAGCCGGAAAAUAGUUUGAGUGAGUUGACAAACCGUUUGCGUGUGCGUGUCACGAGUGACACGAAUUUUCCAAAGUGUGGCAACGUGGUUCGUGAAGAUUUAUGAUUUCGUUCUGACGAGGUGAAAUUGAGGUUACAUUUCGGAUUCGUUGGAGAACCAUGGGACUAGAAGGUGUGCAGACGAGACAGAAUGGGUCCACCGGGUUGUACUCGUCGUCUUUGCAGUGGUACUAUCUACCGAACGUUGAGCACUCGAGUGAAUCUAUACAGUCAAACUCGAAACUACUACCACCUCUGUGGAGCCCAUUCCCAACAUCGCAGAACUAUUCCAAUAGUGUCUCCGAAUCCAUAUCUCCGCUUGCGGAUACUAUUAACGAGUUAUGUGAACAGAUUACAGAUCUGAAUUUGUUUGGCUUAGGCCAGAGCCAUAAUUACCCAUCUCAGCACUCGGGUAGUCCUAAUGUCAACAGCAACAGAUACUCAAACAGAACAGGCUGCUUCAAUAGUUAUAGAAAUGACGUUACGUGUGGAAGUGGCAGUGGCAGUACUUGUGGUGGAGGUUGCACUAGUGGUUCCAGGAUAAAUGGCUUGAUAGACAACAGUGGAGCAUAUACUGAAGGAAGCUGCGAAGAAGCAUUGAACUAUCAGCAUCAUUUCCAACAGCAGCAUAAUCAACACCAUUCUUUACUUACAUCUAAUGGUCAGCAAAAUCAAAAAUAUAGCAAGAUUCCACCAGCCAAUUAUUUAUGCCACUUGUGUUUCAAGAAAGGUCACUACAUUCGGGAUUGUCCACAGGCCCGUCCCAAGGCUGAAGGGAAGACACCGUACCAAGGUAAAAAACGUUGUUUCGGGGAAUAUAAAUGCCCCAAGUGUAAGAGGAAGUGGAUGUCUGGAAACUCUUGGGCCAAUCAUGGUCAAGAGUGUAUCAAAUGCCAUAUUAACGUGUAUCCCCAUAAACAGAGACCACUUGAAAAACCCGAUGGCCUCGAUGUCUCAGAUCAAUCCAAGGUACAUCCACAAUUGUUGUGCGAGAAAUGCAAGACUCUUGGGUAUUACUGUAGAAGAAUUCAGUAGGAGUUGUGCAACAAGUGAGAAACAGUGCCUAAACCAUGUGCCAUCUCCUGAAAGUUUGAUCUAUCAUUCACACUAUUUUAUACAAUAUUAGAAACGAUCAUGAAAAAUUUGGUAAUAUGUUUUCAUAGGCUUAUCAAAGUCGUUAUACACGAUUUGUGUGCGUUAUAUGUUACGAACAGUGGAAAUUUAUAUGCCUUAACGUUUUUAAACGAUCGAAUAUUAAUAGUGGUAAAAGCUCAGCUGCCAGUUGAAAGAAACUUAUCUGUAUAUAAUAAUGCUCUAUCGAAUUUUUUUGUUUGUACCGUUUUCUACUAUCGAAGCAUUAUAUAAAUAUAUUGGGAACAGUCAUAUUAUCUUAUUGAGCCACGCAAGAUUUUACUUACGAAUAUUGUUACCGUACUAAAAAGGAAACCAU